Messenger RNA from Oncorhynchus keta (chum salmon), 1999 nucleotides. Its product is annotated as myosin heavy chain, embryonic smooth muscle isoform-like. The coding region runs from base 81 to 458 and encodes 125 amino acids. The transcript is spliced from 4 exons. The record is from RefSeq and is a predicted model, not a curated record. Gene Ontology annotation, cellular component: myosin complex. NCBI's taxonomy places the organism in Eukaryota, Metazoa, Chordata, Actinopteri, Salmoniformes, Salmonidae.
AGCUGGAGUAGGAGGCGAAGGAGCGAGCAGCGGCCAAUAAGCUUGUGAGACGGACAGAGAAGAAGCUGAAGGAGGUGUGCAUGCAGGUGGAGGACGAGCGCCGCCAUUCCGACCAGUACAAGGAACAGAUGGAGAAGGCCAACUCUCGCAUGAAGCAGCUGAAGAGGCAGCUUGAGGAGGCUGAGAAGGAGGCCACACGUGCCAACGCCUACCGCAGGAAGCUGCAGAGGGAGCUGGACGAUGCCACUGAGAGCAGCGAGGGUCUCAGCCGUGAGGUCAACACACUCAAGAGCCGCCUCAGGCGUGGAGGCCCCAUCAGUUUCUCCUCCAGCCGCUCGGGCAGGCGUCAGCUGCAGGUGGAGGGAACAUCGCUCGACCUCCUAUCCGGCGAUGAGGUGGAAAACAAGACCACGGACGCCAAUGCCAACGAGACGCCAGCAGCUCCCCAACCAGAGUAGACGCGCUCCCUCCAGCCCACACGCAGCAUGGCCUCCGCCCCCACAAACCUUACCCCUGUCCUCCUAACCCCAGACACCAGCAGUGGACCCCACUACUCUGCCUUACCCCUCUAUGACAAGCUGCAGGGCCAAGCAAAUCCAUCAUCUCCUCCUUAUGAAUAUACCGCACAUCAAGCCUUGGAUUUGUUUUUUAACAUCAAUUGCAGAUAAAAGUGCAUUUAAAUUGCAUAGGCGUCUGAGUGUGCAUCGGCACUCGAAAACAAAUAGCAGGAGUUUACCAUAAUGAUGUUAAGCUACUUCCCUGGAACAGCCAUUAGAAUCAAACAGCCCUCUAGCUAGAAUUAACCACUGUCAUUUCAGCUGGUUUACUGGCACUCAGGUGGACGACUGCACACAAGUCGGUAAAAACAUGUGUCUUUCAUGAUUGUACAGUAUUGGACCAGGAUAUGUAAAACAAAGCACAGCAAUACGAGAGGGAAUUAUUUUUAAAUGGUAGCCUAAAUGAUGAUCCCACAGAAAUGUUUUCAUCAAAACCACCACUGUCAUAGAGAUACUGCAAUCCACUUAGUUUAGUAUAAAAAUAGCUGUAGCAGGUUUGUAGGAAAUUAGAUUGUUGCCAUGUUGCCUCAGCAUUCCCCCUGUAUAUAUGACCAGCAAAAGACCCUGUUAACUUUACCAAUAUAACCUUGUCCAAUAACCCACCAUUUUAUAUUUGACAUAUCAAUCUACUUUAAGUGGUGUACGAUAAUGUGUGGAAUUAGGUUUGUCAGACUUGGAGCAAAGGCCUUUUUUUAGACAGACAGCCCAAAUGUGUGCUUGUCAUACUAUAAUAUUGCUAUGUAUAAUUUUGGAUAUUCAGUUAUGUUUUCUGUACCAUGUACAAAAUACUUAAGUCAAAAAGGUCUCUUUGACAUCUCGUGUCACCUUUCAAUGCAUUACAAAUGGCUGAAUAAUAUUAGCAUGAUUUACAGAAGGGUAAAUCAGAUCCCACCCUGACCAACCAAAACAUAGAAACAUACAAAGCAAACUAUGGUCAGGGUGUGACAGGUUCAGGGAAGAGCAAUCGAUCAAUUUGAAUAUGCACACUUGUUGAUGUCUUGAUUAUUAAAUGUUAAACAUAAAUGACCAUUUUGUAAAUUACAUAUUUGAGGCAUUUAUUAUUUUAAAUCGUAAAAAGUUUGGGGAAAAAAGGUUUAUCUGUUUCUCUUGAAAGACACUUCUCAAUAAAGACAUGAGGAGAAAAAAAGUGUAUAGUGUUUGAACCAGUUUCAUAGCUUUAGUGUCAUAUUAUACCAUAAGCACCUCUCCCAUCAUGUUGGUGUGAACCAGUGUUAUAACAGAAUGAUUUAUGGAGCCUUCUGUCUGCCUGGCAGAAAGUAGGAUUUCAUUGGGUUCAAAGCUUUAACAUCCUGAAGGUUGUUAUUAUUAGUGGACUGGCUGUUGACGACCAGGUAUUCAUCAUCUCCUUUUAUUUCUUGUAUUUCUAGACUUUUGUUGUUGUUGUUGUAAAAGACCAAUAAACAUAUCCAUUAUAAAAAGUA